AUGUCAAAACCAGUUGUUCGUUUUCCCACAGUUUCUUUAAAGAAUUUAGUUUAUUACAUUCAUCAAACUGAUGUCGAACCUUUUAUCCAAAUCAAUUACAAAUGUUGUAAAGCGGUUGAAUCUUUAUCCACAAACCCGUGGUCUGAAUAUAGUGAUGAUAAGUCAGACUUAACGGUGAAAAGAAUUUUAAAGUACUUCCCGAAGUUAGAACUUCUUCAAGUAGACCCAGUAACUGCAAACACACUAUCAGAUGAAACUCUUUCAAAAGUGCAUCAUAUCCGAAUAAUCCAACACAGCCACGAUGAUCCUAAAAUAACCAAUGAAAAAGUACUUAAAUUGUGUGAUACCCUUUAUACCCUGAAGUCUGAAAAACCCAAAGAACCAAUGCCUAAUAUAACAAGAGCUUAUUUUAAUAAUAAAAUUCCAUUUAUCUAUAUUGCAAAGUACAUCACUGACUUCCCCAAUGUUAAAUACAUUGAACGGGCCAUUAACGAAAUUAGAAAACAUGGUGAUAUCAAAAUACACUUGAAAUUUGAAGUUCGAGACGAUGACGUGUACAACCAAUUUGAUAAUUUGAGAAAUAUGGUUGGUAUUAGAAAUCUCUAUUUUAGUUCUAAUGAAGUCAAAACAACUGGCGUGUACCUCCUCAUCCCACCUAAAAUAAGUGCAAGAGAUUUGAAAAAUAUCUUUUAUACUAAUGGAAAGCUUGCUAAUUAA
Molecule: messenger RNA, 717 nt
Organism: Entamoeba invadens IP1
Lineage: Eukaryota; Evosea; Mastigamoebida; Endamoebidae
Exons: 1
Coding region: 1-717 (238 amino acids)
Source: RefSeq, a predicted model, not a curated record